Molecule: messenger RNA, 573 nt
Organism: Cylas formicarius (sweet potato weevil)
Lineage: Eukaryota; Metazoa; Arthropoda; Insecta; Coleoptera; Brentidae
Exons: 1
Coding region: 1-573 (190 amino acids)
Molecular function (GO): zinc ion binding; nucleic acid binding
Source: RefSeq, a predicted model, not a curated record
AUGACCCGCAAAACUGAAGACAGCACCGCAUUCACGGCCGCUAUUAAGACAGCAGCCGACAAUAUCGGUACCGUCAGAACGCUGAUACCUACAGCUACGAUAGAGAUUCUAGACCUGGACGGAGUCUCCACUGAAUCUUACGUCCGUGAUGCACUUGGGCGAGACUUCACGGCAAACCUUGAAAUCAAGCGAGUCAACCUAACUAAAGUUACCCAACGAGGUCAAAGAGCGGCUUUUUGCGAGAUUGACGAGACCAAUGCGGUCAAGGCCCUCAAUAAGGCUCGCAUAAAGGUUGGGUGGGUUAGCUACCGCGUACGGCCGGUAGCGAAAGUGGUACGCUGUGCCAGAUGUCUCGGGUAUGGGCACGCGAUGCACUCCUGCAAGGGGCCAGGCCGCAGCAAGUGCUGCUUUAAAUGCGCAGGAGAAAGUCGCAAGGCAGCCGACUGCAUCGAGCAACCGAAGUGCUUUCUAUGUCCGAAUGACGUUAAGGACAGCCUGUGGCGUAUUCCUGGCUCCGGAGCUUGUAAAGCGUUCCGCGCAGCCCUAGCUGAAGCGAUAAGGGCACAAAAAUGA